UCGUGGUUCGUGGAGUCGCGCUUAACGUAUUGCUCUUUCACCGUCGCUCAGACGUUUCAUAGAGCGCGUAGAAGAAGUGCGCAAUCAUAAUCUCGAAAUCUCGAAAUCUCAGUUUCGCGCGAGAUCAGAGGAAUCGAAACGACGCGCGUUUUUAAUCUUAUAAAGUGGUUUUAAUUAUUUUCAUCGAUCGUAAUUUACCAUCACCUUGCGUCUCUUGAAAUGAUUUGGCAAGCACGUUUGUGAUACGUGAUUCUUUACAAAAAUUUUCUUUAUCUAUAAAAUUUGUAAGACUGUGUGUUACAAAUAUGUUUGUGUUAGCCGUGAAUUUCUGCAAGUAUUUAUGAAGAAAAUUAUAAAUUUAAUUAUUUGACUUGUGCAUAGAUUGAUUUUAUGCAAAUUUUUCUAAUGAUCUUAAAAUCUUUAGAAUACUAAAUCUGUUCUAAAUGCGGAUUUAACACUUGUCAUAUUUCUAUGAGAUGUGAAAGAACUCCUACGCGACGAAAGACAAUUGCGACCUAUUAAUCCUCUGUAUCAGUUCACGAUUUUUUUUAUAAGUGCCUUUAAUAUUGAAUUAUUGAAAAAUAUCGAGUAUCGAAAAUAUUAAAAUGUUCAUGGUGGCAUAAAAUAUAAAAUUGAGCAAAUGUGAAUACCUGACUGGGAUAUUUUUAUUUGUUAAAAUAAAUUUGAGAAACAAUGGAUACAACAGAAAAUCGUCGAUCAUUCGACUUGGUUGAUUCAAUUGUGUUCAUCGGUAUGCUGAGCGUUUCUGCUCUCAUAGGCAUCUAUCAGUGGUAUGCGUCCAGGAAGAAGACAGACGCUGUGGGAGAGUAUCUUGUAGGCGGCCAGAAGAUGUCGAUAUUUCCGAUAAGCAUGUCAUUGAUAGCAAGUUACGUGUCGGGCAUAGCGAUGUUGGGACUGGCGGCAGAAAUGUACGUUUACGGCACGCAAUUAUGGUGCGUUGUGAUUGCGGACUCUUUUGUGUCCUUUACGAUGGCGGUCGUAUAUCUGCCGGUUUUCUAUGGACUCCGAAUAACAUCAUCUUACGAGUAUCUAGAGUUGAGGUUCAAUCGAGUGGUCAGGCUCAUGGGAUCUGUUAUUUUCAUUAUCAAGAUGCUGCUUUAUAUACCACUGGUGAUAUACGUGCCGGCGCUAGCCUUCAAUCAGGCAACCGGAAUGGAUCUUUACACGAUCGCGUUGGUGGUCUGCGCCGUAUGCAUUUUCUACACAACAUUAGUAAGAACAUCGCUCAUAAAUUCAAAUAUCCAAAUCGUUUUUUAUUUGAAGAGAUAUCUCAAACUUUUCAACUUGUAUUGCUGAAUAUGUGAUAGCUUG
This is a messenger RNA of Formica exsecta, 1332 nucleotides long. Its product is annotated as sodium-coupled monocarboxylate transporter 1-like. Gene Ontology annotation, biological process: transmembrane transport; sodium ion transport. Gene Ontology annotation, cellular component: membrane. Gene Ontology annotation, molecular function: symporter activity. The coding region runs from base 694 to 1317 and encodes 207 amino acids. The transcript is spliced from 4 exons. The record is from RefSeq and is a predicted model, not a curated record. Lineage: Eukaryota; Metazoa; Arthropoda; Insecta; Hymenoptera; Formicidae.